ACCCGAAAGAAGAAAGCAGAAGAGGGAGAUGGAGACGCGUACUAGUCUUUUUCCCCACAUCCAAAUUUCCACGGUCAUGGUCUUCUUCUUUUCUUCUUUUUCCUUGUCCUUCACUCUCCAUUUCCCUCUCUCUUCUUGCCUUUUCAAACGCUUGAAAAACCAGCAAACCAAACCCAAAGAAUUAUUCACCAAAAUGGAUUGACCAGCAUUUAUACGGACCCCCCCAACUUGAUAAAAAUUCCCACAACUUGCUCUUACAAGUCCAUUUCCUUCCUUUUCAUUUUGAUUAUAAAUUCAUAUUCAUAUUCUUCUUCUGUUUCUUUUUCAACGUAAACGUGUUCAUGGAAGUCAUGGAGUCCGAAACCGCCAUUGCUUCUAAGGUUCAGAGGCUGAGAUGCUCGGUCCAGAACUACGAUUGGGGUCGGAAAGGCGUUGACUCUACCGUCGCCGAGCUUUACGCUCUGAAUUCCGGCUCGGAAAUCGACCCCGAAAAGCCUUAUGCUGAGAUCUGGAUGGGAACUCACGACUCAGGACCCUCCUUCCUGGUUCCGAGCGAACACAAGAGUAAUGGAAAUCUGUCGGUGGAGUUCGGCAGCCAUGGCGAGAGCCUCAAGUCUUGGAUUUCCAAGAAUCCUAGUGUGCUCGGCGAAAAGGUCGUCCAAAGGUGGGGCAGUGAUCUUCCGUUCUUGUUCAAGGUGCUUUCGGUGGCCAAGGCAUUGUCAAUACAAGCUCAUCCGGAUAAGGAAUUGGCCAAGACUUUGCAUAAGUUGCAGCCAAGUGUCUAUAAGGACGACAAUCACAAGCCUGAGAUGGCUCUCGCCAUAACCGACUUCGAGGCUCUUUGUGGAUUCAUCAGUCUCCAGGAGCUCAAGUCUGUGCUUCAUGACGUUCCUGAGAUCGUAGAGCUGGUUGGAAGUACAGAUGCAAACCAACUCUUGAAUCUCAGUGAUCAAGAUGCGGAAGAAAAAGUAAAAAUUGUUCUGCGUUCAAUUUUCACCAAACUCAUGUCAGCGAGCAAAGAGAUGAUAAUUGAAGCAACUUCCAAACUGAAAGACCGUCUACACUUUGAAAGUCAGGUUAGGCAGUUAACAGAUAAGGAACGUUUGGUUUUGGAGUUGGAAAAGCAAUAUCCUGCUGAUGUUGGUGUUAUAUCAGCUUUCUUUUUUAAUUACGUGAAGCUUAAUCCUGGUGAAGCAUUAUAUCUUGGGCCAAAUGAACCCCAUGCAUAUUUGUUUGGUGAGUGCAUAGAAUGUAUGGCAACUUCGGACAAUGUUGUGAGGGCCGGUCUAACUCCCAAGCACCGGGAUGUAAACACUCUUUGCUCCAUGCUCACAUAUAAGCAGGGGUACCCUGAAAUUCUGCAAGGAGUUCCUUUAAAUCCAUAUGUUAGAAGGUACCUCCCGCCAUUUGAUGAAUUCGAGGUUGAUAGCUGUAAUCUUCCUCGCCUGGAAUCAGUCGCGUUUCCUGCAGUCCCAGGUCCGUCCAUUUCAAUGGUCACCCGUGGUGAGGGAAUCAUGCAUACGAGUUUUCUUGAAGAUGUAAUUGCAGAAGGAGAUGUUCUUUUUAUACCAGCCGACACUGAGUUUAGCAUUACGAGUGCAUCUGAUUUGCAGCUAUAUAGGACCGGAGUAAACAGCAAGUUCUUCCAGGCCUCCUGAACCACACACAACAGCAGCCCUUUUUUUAUUAUUUUUUUUUUGGGCUUUUGCAAGUAAUAAAUUAAUUCCAUGUCUUCAUUUGUCUAUUUAUUAGGUGUUUAUAAAUAAAUGUAUAUUUAUAUGUCCAUUCCUUGUAUAUGCAUGAAUAAGGAGAUAUAAGUAAAGAGUUGUAUACUUGUGAAGACAUGGUACCUAUCCUCCUUUAAAACAGUAGAUCUCAACUUCAUCUUUCA
Messenger RNA from Morus notabilis, 1891 nucleotides. Its product is annotated as mannose-6-phosphate isomerase 1. Gene Ontology annotation, biological process: GDP-mannose biosynthetic process; carbohydrate metabolic process. The record is from RefSeq and is a predicted model, not a curated record. Lineage: Eukaryota; Viridiplantae; Streptophyta; Magnoliopsida; Rosales; Moraceae. Gene Ontology annotation, molecular function: zinc ion binding; mannose-6-phosphate isomerase activity. Gene Ontology annotation, cellular component: cytosol. The coding region runs from base 342 to 1658 and encodes 438 amino acids. The transcript is spliced from 5 exons.